AUGGGUCUUAUCGGGUUAUUUUGGAUAGUCAAAGGUCGUCAAUACGUCAGAAGACCAGUACAUGAAUGUACAAUAUGUCAACGACAGGAAGGAAUCGUUUACAAACCGCCGGAUACACCAGCAUUACCAGUAUUCAGGAUAACCAAAGAACACCCUUUCACAUACACAGGAGUCGACUUUGCCGGACCGCUCUAUGUGAAACAAACAGAAACAAUGGUGAAGGUUUACAUGGUUAUAUACACUUGUGCUGUAUCGCAGGCCGUACACUUGGAUGAUGUAAGCGACAUGACUGCAGAAGCAUUCAUACGAAGUUUUAGAAGAUUCACGGCACGUCGAGGAAUACCCCGAGAAGUAAAAUCAGACAAUGGAAAAACUUUUAAAGCGGCUUCAAACCAACUAGCAGCUCUAUUCGAAAUUCCGGAAGUGAAGAAAUACCUUUCAGAUAAAAAAAUAAGAUGGACAUUCAACCUUGAGAAGGCACCAUGGUGGGGAGGUUUCUUCGAGAGGCUGAUUAAGAGUGUGAAAAGAUGUUUAUACAAGAUCCUAAAAAAUGCCAGAGUCACGAACGAAGAGCUCUACACCGUACUUACGGAGAUAGAAGCAACACUAAACUCGAGACCGUUAACAUAUGUAUCUACGGAGGAUCUAGACGAACCAAUUACACCUUCGCACUUGAUAACUGGAAGAAGAAUAAACUCGUUGCCGGACGCAGGUAAACCAGGUGUAGAAUCGGAACUUGAAGAAAUAACUAACAAUAAAGCUGAAAGAAGAGUAUUGUAUUAUAAAACUUUAAAGGAACACUUUUGGUUGAGAUGGAAGAAUGAGUAUCUGCUUGAAUUGCGCAAUGCACACCGACAGAAAACAAAACAACAAAAGGGAAAUGGCAUUAAGGUUGGAGAUGUUGUAGUUAUACACGAAGAGAACGUGUGUAGAGUAAAGUGA
Messenger RNA from Dendronephthya gigantea, 942 nucleotides. RefSeq lists its product as uncharacterized. The record is from RefSeq and is a predicted model, not a curated record. Gene Ontology annotation, biological process: DNA integration. NCBI's taxonomy places the organism in Eukaryota, Metazoa, Cnidaria, Anthozoa, Malacalcyonacea, Nephtheidae. Gene Ontology annotation, molecular function: nucleic acid binding. The coding region runs from base 1 to 942 and encodes 313 amino acids. The transcript has a single exon.